Molecule: messenger RNA, 933 nt
Organism: Rhagoletis pomonella (apple maggot)
Lineage: Eukaryota; Metazoa; Arthropoda; Insecta; Diptera; Tephritidae
Source: RefSeq, a predicted model, not a curated record
AAAAACUAUUUGCGGAUGACCGAAUCGCAGUUUAAUCUUCUGCUUUCAUACAUAGAGCAAGAUUUGGUGAAGCAGGAUACUCAAAUGAGAGAUGCAAUUACGCCUGCAGAAAAGCUGUGUUUGACGUUGCGAUUUCUUGCCACUGGAGAAACAUAUCAAAGCUUAAGCUUUCAUUCGAAAUUGUCAAAAUCGGCAAUAAGUGGCAUAAUCCCGGUAGUGUGUGACUCUAUUUGGCGUAGACUAAAAGGCUUACAUAUGAAGUUUCCCAACAGUCCUUCUGAAUGGGAGUCGAUAGCGUACGAAUUUGCUAUUAAAUGGCAAUUCCCAAAUUGCAUCGGUGCUUUAGAUGGCAAGCACAUCACCUUCCGACCGCGUCGCAAAGAUGGAGCAUUCUACCAUAAUUAUAAAGGAACGAACAGCAUUGUUUUAUUAGCGCUCGUCGAUGUGAACUGUAAAUUCAUUUUUGUCGACAUCGGAUGCAAUGGAUGCAAUAACGAUGCGGGCGUAUUUUUGCAAAGCAAGCUCUCCACAUUUUUACGUGAAGAAAGAGGAAUACCCAAGAAUGCUACCAUCGGUAACAACCGGAGUCUUCCGUUCGUUGUUGUUAGCGAUGAUGCUUUUCCCAUGCAGAAGCACUUAAUGAAGCCGUACCCUUAUCACUCUAACUGCCGUGAUAAGCAAGUUUUCAAUUCCCGACUUUCACGCGCCAGGCAUGUUGUUGAGCACGCGUUUGGCAUUUUGGCUAACAGAUUUCGCAUCUUUCUCGCUCCGAUGAAUUUGAAAGUCGAAACAGUAGAAAAUGUUACCUUCGCAUGCUGCGUUCUACACAAUUUUUUAACUUCAAAUAGUACAUUGUCUAAUGUAAAUAAUGGUAGAGCCGAGAGAGUUACUGCAGCUUCAAGUCAAUACAAUCCGCGAAGGGGAGAAGCAGAA